GUGUGUUUCCCCUCCCUCCCUUCCUCCCUCACCUCCUCCUCCUCCUCCCACCAGAGCGUUGAGGCAGUGAUUGCAGCGCCGAGAGGAUGGGCAGCAAACACAGCUGCUGUGUGUACCCGGGAGGCCGAGGCUCCGGCCGCUCCGCCUCCAGCCAGAAGGGAGGAGGAGGGGCCGGGGUAGAGACACAGCCGGAGGACGCCUCGGAGGACCACACCUGUAACCUGCAGCACAUCAGUGAAAGGGAGCCGGACGACCUGGACCAAGACCCCAGCCUGCACCCUUCCGCCGGGCCGCUCUUCCUCAUCAAGUCCAAACACGUCAUAGAGAACGGGCUUGUCAGAAGAAGGAGUAGAAGUCAUCUGGAUGACGGCCGCACCCUCAAGAAGUCCUCGUCCUGCUCCACCAUCUACCUGGACGACUCGACGGUCUCGCAGCCGAACCUCAAGAACACCAUCAAGUGCGUCGCCCUGGCCAUCUACUACCACAUACGGAACCGCACCGACAACCGGCUCCUCGACAUCUUCGACGAGAAGCUACACCCACUCACGAAGGAAGCCGUGCCGAUGGACUAUGAUCGUCACAACCCUGAGCACCGGCACAUCUAUAAGUUCGUGCGCACGCUGUUCAACGCGGCGCAGCUCACGGCAGAGUGCGCCAUCAUCACCCUUGUCUACCUGGAGAGGCUGUUGACGUACGCAGACAUCGACAUGACGCCCGGGACCUGGAAGCGCAUCGUUCUUGGCGCGAUCAUCCUGGCCAGCAAGGUGUGGGAUGACCAGGCGGUGUGGAAUGUUGAUUACUGCCAGAUCCUUAAAGACACCUCCGUCGAUGACAUGAAUGAGCUGGAGCGUCAGUACCUGGUGAUGAUCCAGUUCAACAUCAACGUGCCGUCGUCGGUGUAUGCCAAGUACUACUUCAGCCUGCGCACGCUGGCCGAGGCCAACGACCUCACCUUCCCCGCGGAGACGCUGAGCAAGGAGCGCGCCCAGAAGCUGGAGGCCAUGUCCCGCCAGUAUGAGGACAAGUACACCGCCCAGCUGGGCCGCAACGGCCACAAGAAGUGGAGCAGCCUGGACAACAUCCACGCCGCCUCGCGCCGCUCCGUGGCCAUCCUCUCGUGAUGGCCGCCGAGCCGGGUGCCGGGCGGGCCGUGGCGGUGGUGGUGCCGGUGCCAAAAGACUGCCUGCGCUGAGUGCCAGAGACAGCGCUUACCUCAGAUGCCCGCCAGGGCAGUGCCGCGCCGGGGCCGGGCAGGGAACACUCGUGUGGCCAGUGAUGUGCCGCCGCCGGCCUGGCCCGGGGCCAGCCGGCGGCCAGGAUGCUAAAGGCCCGGUGUCCCAGGACUUGUUUUUAUACUUAUUAAAUAUGUGCGUGUGGACAAGACAUGAGUGUGUGGUGGACGGCGGCCGCCAGGAAACAGUGCUGUGAUGGCCGCCGCCGCCGCCGCUGCGGCCCAGUGUUGUGGGCCAAGCGGCCAGUCAGUGGUCCUGCCCCCACCCCUCCCAGCGAUGGCGGUGGUGGUGACACACACACACACACACACACACACACACACACACACACACACACACACACACACACACACACACACACACUCCCUGGCCACCACCAAUCCACACAUCAUUAUAGGGAGGCAGGGGGUGGGGGGGGGCAGCCUGGCCACACCCUACACACCCUUCCCUUGGCCAUGCCCUCGGCCACCCCGGCCAACACACAGAACUGGCCAACGUGUGUGUGUGUGUGUGUCUGUGUGAGAGUGUAGCCAAAUUUUGAUUCCAUGAAGAUUUGGAGGAGAGAAAGGUGUGUCUGCUACCCUCCCCCCCUCCCCCUCCCCUAGGUGGGGCCGCCUCACACAUUAGCAAUAACAGUGGUGACGUGGAGCAAGACACAACCACCACCACCACCACCACCACCAUCACCCUCACCUCCAUCCACCACCACCACAAUUUUUUUUACUAGGUUCCACAUGUAUGGCAGACCUAACACACACACACACACACACACACACACACACACACACACGCGGGAGGUAAUGGACAAUGCUCUGGCUCAUUCCCCCAUCCUCCUCUCCUUCGGUCUAGUUCAUUAAGUAAUCUCAGUAUAUAUCACCCUUACAUGCGCUCCCAUGCACUUACGAGAACGUUUACAAGUGCCGUUCCGUGCUGUUUCGUAUAUGACUCGGUGCGUUUCGUAUGUGACUUUCGUAUAU
Molecule: messenger RNA, 2209 nt
Organism: Eriocheir sinensis (Chinese mitten crab)
Lineage: Eukaryota; Metazoa; Arthropoda; Malacostraca; Decapoda; Varunidae
Gene: CycY
Product: cyclin-Y-like
Exons: 7
Coding region: 87-1121 (344 amino acids)
Biological process (GO): regulation of canonical Wnt signaling pathway; regulation of cyclin-dependent protein serine/threonine kinase activity
Cellular component (GO): plasma membrane
Molecular function (GO): protein kinase binding; cyclin-dependent protein serine/threonine kinase activator activity
Source: RefSeq, a predicted model, not a curated record